UACGCAUGCGCAGUGGGAAUCGCAGAGCUUUGUUUUUCGGAGCUAGCAUGGCGCUCAGCAAAACGUUUGGGCAAAAGCCGGUGAAAUUUCAACUGGAAGAGGAUGGGGAUUAUUACAUGAUUGGCUCAGAGGUGGGUAACUACAUGCGCAUGUUCAGAGGCUCUUUGUACAAAAGGUAUCCGUCAUUAUGGAGGAAACAGGCCUCGGUUGAAGAACGAAAGAAGAUUGUGGAGUCAUCACAUGAUCAUGGAUACACACAGCUGGCCACCAGUGUGACUCUACUAAAAGCCUCGGAGGUGGAGGAGAUUCUAGAGGGAAACGAUGAGAAGUACAAAGCAGUAUCUAUUGCUGAACCCCCCGCAUACAUCAGGGAACAGAAGGCGAAGAGAAACAGCCAGUGGGUCCCGACUUUACCCAACAGCUCUCACCAUCUAGACGCUGUGCCCUGCUCCACCACCAUCAACCGUAGCCGGCUCGGGCGAGACAAGAAGAGGACCUUCCCCCUCUGUUUUGAUGACCACGAUCCGGCUGUUAUCCAUGAAAACGCCACUCAGCCUGAAGUCCUGGUCCCCAUCCGCCUCGACAUGGAGAUCGAGGGACAGAAGCUCAGAGACGCUUUCACCUGGAACAUGAACGAGAAGCUGAUGACUCCGGAGAUGUUUGCGGAGAUCCUUUGUGACGACCUGGACUUGAAUCCUCUGGCGUUUGUUCCAGCCAUCGCCUCCGCCAUUCGCCAACAGAUUGAGUCGUACCCCACAGACAGCAUCCUGGACGAGCAGACGGACCAGAGAGUCAUCAUUAAGCUGAACAUUCACGUGGGGAACAUCUCGCUGGUGGAUCAGUUUGAGUGGGACAUGUCGGAGAGGGAGAAUUCUCCGGAGAAGUUUGCCCUGAAGCUGUGCUCAGAGCUGGGUCUCGGGGGAGAGUUUGUGACCACCAUCGCCUACAGCAUCAGGGGACAACUCAGCUGGCACCAGAGAACCUACGCCUUCAGUGAGAACCCAUUGCCCACUGUGGAAAUCGCCAUAAGAAACACUGGAGACGCAGACCAGUGGUGCCCCCUGCUGGAGACAUUGACAGACGCCGAGAUGGAAAAGAAGAUCAGAGACCAAGACAGAAACACCAGGCGAAUGCGACGACUGGCCAAUACAGCUCCAGCCUGGUGAACCCACAAGAAUCUGCCCACAAGAGCCACCAUUCGUCAUAUUUUUUUACCAUUAUUGUUAUUAUUGUUAUUGUAAUUAAAAAAUGCCCGAUAGACAUGUUGUUUGCUUUCAAUGACUGACUCUUCUGGAACACAGGGACCCAUCGCAGAUAAUAUAUUGUUUUGUUGUAUGUGUCGUCUUUUGUACAUUUUAAUAAUUCUUACAAAAUAAUAAAAAAAAAAACAACAUGAAAA
Messenger RNA from Boleophthalmus pectinirostris (great blue-spotted mudskipper), 1399 nucleotides. RefSeq names its product SWI/SNF-related matrix-associated actin-dependent regulator of chromatin subfamily B member 1. The record is from RefSeq and is a predicted model, not a curated record. Gene Ontology annotation, cellular component: nuclear chromosome; nucleus. Bases 6 to 1166 code for a protein of 386 amino acids. The transcript has 9 exons. Gene Ontology annotation, biological process: chromatin remodeling; regulation of transcription by RNA polymerase II. Gene Ontology annotation, molecular function: transcription coregulator activity. NCBI's taxonomy places the organism in Eukaryota, Metazoa, Chordata, Actinopteri, Gobiiformes, Gobiidae.